Messenger RNA from Kwoniella shivajii, 1800 nucleotides. RefSeq lists its product as uncharacterized. The transcript has 3 exons. Lineage: Eukaryota; Fungi; Basidiomycota; Tremellomycetes; Tremellales; Cryptococcaceae. Bases 1 to 1800 code for a protein of 599 amino acids. The record is from RefSeq and is a predicted model, not a curated record.
AUGCCACCAUCACCUUCUUCCCCUAUCGCUUUCACUCCUCACACUCAACGGUUAGCUAUUCGAGCUGCGUUGGCAUUCUUUGCGUUCUUGCUCAUCCGUACAUUCUUCUUUUCAUCAUCACCUCAAUCCGAAGAAAUCCAAUCACAUGGUGUGUUCGAAAGAGUAUUAUUGAACGAUAAAUAUCUGGAUGUAUCGAAAUAUCCUUUCUUACAAAGCAGACAAGGAAGAGAUGAUAGACCAGAUAUGUUUGAUCAAGAAGUAUCAGAGGGAUUAUUAGAUUUCUGGACAAGAUUCCAAAAACCUUUCAUAACAGGGAAAGAUACAGCUCAUUUGGAUACGCAAGUGAUGCGCACUGUAAUCGAUGAUCUAUUACAAUUCAAUGGAUGGGUAGCUUCUGCUUGUCCAACUUUAGUCAGACCGUUUGGACAAAAUAGUAGAGAAGAUCAUUAUGAAGAUUUAGCAGCAAAAGAUCACUUGUAUUAUAUCGCCAUUGUGAUUCAUUCAGCAGAUCAUUUCUUGGUUGAUCAAUUAGCUAUCAUAGUUCAACUCGCUCGUCGAUUAGGUACAAGGAAUAUAUUCGUCUCAAUGUUAGAUCAAGCUUCAACCGAUUCAACACCAACCUUGGCCGAUCUAUGUGAAUCAGUAAUGACGAUUCUCGGUAUCGCUUUCAGGAUUAGACGAGUACCUCCCAUGACAGUUGAUCCAGCCGCCACGUAUUACCCAUUGGAAGAGGCCGAAGCUAGAAAUCUGGCUCUUGAACCUCUACAUGAAUUAUGGAACAGAAGAUCAAUCAAAUUCCACCGUGUGGUCUGGCUCAAAGGUUUCACUUGUCCAAAUGAUGUUUUGGAAAGUUUGAGAGUUAGUGAGGCCAACAAUGCCGCUAUGGUCUGUGGAAUGGAUUGGGCGGAGCACAAUGGGUUCUUCAUCUUCUCCGAUCGAUGGAGAACCCGAGAUAUUGAAGGAAAUUUAUUCCGACAAGCUAAAUCGAAUUCCAAACCUGAAGCUGGUCCACCUCGAGAUAAGAUGGGUACAGAGAGAUUUACUCAUCACUUACCUUUCCAAGUAUACUGUUGCGAGUCUGGUACCCAUGUUGUCGAUCCUGAACAAUCAUACUAUCGAGAAAUACAUUAUCGAGCAUCCCCAUUAUCGCAUAAUUUGUCAACAACGCAAGAACAACCUAAUUGGGAUCCCGAGAUGCCAUGUAUGGAUUCCACUCAAAUGUGGUUCUGUCGUGAUCUUUGGACAGACGCCGCCAGAGGUGGAUUAAAAGGUGGUAAGAAAGGACAUCAAAAGCUUUCGGGUUCACAUAAAAGGGAUCUUUCAGAUCAUUUCGAUGAUGAUCUCCUACCUGAAUCUACUGUCCAAUUCCAAAAGAGGGAUGCAGAAGGAGAUAGUCAAGUGAAAGAAAGACAAGUUGGAGAAGAUGAAGAUUCAGGAACUGAUGUAGAUGCAAUGGCUGAAGAUGCUUCGAACCCCGCACCUGAACCACUAAAACAACAAGAACUACCCGCAUCAGCGUUUUUGAUUCCAAACUCGGCAUUUACACCAGCAAGGAUAUUAGUGAAUCCAAGAUGUAUCACCACAUAUGGAGGUGUAUCACACACUCAACUGGCAUUAGAUUUAUUCGGUGGUCCACACGGCGAAGAUCCAGCUCAUAAUUCUGGAAAUUACGUCUUGGAAGAUUGGGCAGGUCCUCCUGAUUCCUUCGUUUGUCAAGAGAUGAGAACCACAGGUGGUCGAACAGCUCCUAAAUCUCAAAGAAGAGUGGGCUUCUUACUUCAAAAUGAGGUUGGAAUCUAA